AUGAAACUCUUCUCUCUCUUCCGCAUUUCCUUCCUCCUCUUCAUCCUCCAUCAACACUCCUCCGUCAACGCCAUUUCUCCCACUUCACGUUCCCUUCUCUCCCUUCCUCCUAAGCCAGAAACAGCGCUGAUUGCUACACUAGAUGGGACGUUGUAUUUAAUGGACACUCAGGAGAAUGGUUCCAUGAGGGUCAUAUGGUCAUUCUCCACCGGAUCGCCGAUCUACAGUUCGUAUCAGGACUUUGGUAAAGAAAAUAAUGCAUCAGCAGCACCGGUUAGCGGCGUCGUCGAGUGCGGGGAUGAUUGGUCUUUGUACAUGCAUGACAAGCACUUUGGUAAAAUGAGAAUCUCAGAGUCUAUUGCAGAAUUUGUACUUCGUACACCUACGAUUUCAGACGAUGGAGCUGUUAUACUUGGAUCCAAAGAAAUCAGUUUAUUUGAAGUAGAUGCUAAAACUGGAUCGAUCAUUCAAAUCCACGCUAAGUCAGAUGCUGGUAAUAUUUUUGCACCUUUGAGUGAUGCUAGGCAGCGCGUUAGAAAUAUCACCAGGGCUGAUCAUAAGGAUUUAGCUGAUGCUAUGAAGCUAAAUUUGUCGCAGACGCUGCUUAAGAUUUUUAGGACAGAUUAUUCUCUGCGGUCUGUUAGCCCCAACUCAGGAAGAGUAUUGUGGAAUUUGACAGUAGCGGAAUUCGAGGCUGUAUUAUUAUGCGAACAUACUACAUUUGAUGUCGAGGAUGAGUAUCUUUCUGACAAUGGACUCAAUUUUGCGAUGCCUUAUCCAUGUCAAGAGAUGCAAAACGUCAUUCGUGUGAAAAAGAAAUUUCUUUUAGAAUCUUUAAUCACUGAAAGUUUACUUGGGGCUUUUCAAGAAAGUGAUAUACUUUCGGUGGCCGCCUCAGAUUUGAUGAUUCCAUUGCAACCUAGUAUGGAUAGACUCCGUGAGCCUCUCAUUGAGAUUACUUCACCGGGUGAUGUUUAUUUGUACAAGAAGAGUGGAUGGUCAACUCCAUUAUCUAGUAUGUUGUUUACGGUUUUUCUUUUGGUGUUGGGUUUUUCACUCAUAUGCUUUCUUCUAGUGAAGGUGAUUAAGAAUCAAGAUAUACCAAAGGACCAAAACAGAGGGUCUGGAUUGAAAAAUUCACCUGCUAAGAGAAAGAAAACACACAAGUCAGGAAAGAACCGCAGCACUACCGAUAAAAUGGAAAAACAUCUUACUUCAGAAGAUGAAGAUGCGCUGACUCGAAAGGAUGCUAAUGGAGAAGCAUGGAAGACCUUAAAUCAAACUGAUGAAGGUGCUAAUGGACGGAGAAUUGGUAAAUUAUUCGUUUCAAAUGAAGAGAUUGCUAAGGGAAGCAAUGGUACCAUUGUCCUUGAUGGAAGAUAUGAAGGCAGGCCAGUUGCAGUCAAGCGUCUUGUCAAAGCUCAUCACAGUGUAGCCUAUAAAGAAAUCCAAAUCCUCAUUGUGUCUGACCGUCAUCCAAACAUUGUCCGAUGGCAUGGGGUGGAGUAUGAUCAAGAUUUUAUUUACCUUGCACUGGAACGCUGUACUUGCAACUUAGACGAUUUGAUUCACAUUUAUUCAGAUAUAUCAGAAAAUUCCACUUUUAGGAAGGACCAAGCACUCGAACGGUUGAUAGAAGGAAAAAUGGAGACAAGAAAGCAUGACACACAAUAUCUUUGGAAAGAAAAUGGCUAUCCGUCACCUCUAUUACUGAAAUUAAUGAGGGAUAUUGUUUCCGGGGUUGUUCAUUUGCAUGAACUAGGAAUAAUACAUCGAGAUUUGAAACCCCAAAAUGUUCUAAUAAACAAGGAAAGAUCCCUAUGUGCGAAGCUUUCUGACAUGGGCAUUAGCAAACGUCUUCUUGAAAAUAUGUCCUCUUUGGGUCAUAGUGCUACUGGUGGGGGCAGUUCAGGUUGGCAAGCCCCAGAACAGCUUGUUCAAGAAUGUCAAACACGAGCUGUAGAUAUAUUCAGUUUAGGUUGUGUUCUUUUUUUCUGUAUGACUAGGGGAAGACAUCCAUUUGGACAAAAUCUUGAACGUGAUAUCAAUAUUGUGAAAAAUCAAAAGAAUUUAUUCUUAGUUCAGUUCAUCCCGGAAGCUGAGGAUCUUAUUAGCUGUUUAUUAAACCCUGACCCUAAUCUAAGGCCGAAAGCGAUUGAAGUGUUGCACCAUCCUUUUUUUUGGUGUUCCGAGACAAGACUUUCAUUUUUACGUGACACCAGUGACAGGGUGGAACUGGAACAUAGAGAGAUUAGUUCUGGUCUUUUGUGGGCAUUAGAAAACACUGCCACAACAGCCUUAGGUGGUAAAUGGGAUGAAAAGAUGGAAGCAGCUUUCAUUGCUAACAUUAGUCGUUACCGGCGCUAUAAGUUUAACAGUGUUCGACACUUGUUGCGGGUUAUGAGAAACAAGCUAAAUCAUUAUGGAGAAUUGCCACAAGAAAUCCAGGAACUAGUUGGACCUGUUCCUGAAGGAUACAACGACUACUUUGCAAGCCGAUUCCCAAGACUCUUGAUUGAAGUGUAUAAUGUCAUAUGCAAGUAUUGCAAGGAGGAAAAAUGUUUUCAAAGGUAUUUUAAAAAUGAUGCUUAG
Messenger RNA from Lathyrus sativus (Indian pea), 2592 nucleotides. The record is from the annotation of a GenBank genome assembly. Lineage: Eukaryota; Viridiplantae; Streptophyta; Magnoliopsida; Fabales; Fabaceae.